CUCUUUGUUCUUCUUCUUCUUCUUCUUUUUCUCUCUUUUGUCUUGGUGGCUUUCAUUUAUAUUUCUCACCUUUAGAAAUAUGAAUUCCUAAUGAAAUUGCAUUACAUUUGAUCCAUGGUUCAAUCAUUUUGGAGGCACUUGCACUGUUGGUGUAGACGUCAGCCCUGAAGUGAGAGCUCAUUUUUGGCAGAAAACUGCAUGCUUCUCAAGUUUAGAAGCAGAUUUUGCUCGGUAUCAUUUGGUCAAUUUUAUCUGCACUCAUGUUGUGUGGUAGAUGGGAUUAGAGCUUUCAAUAGUUGUUAGCGUGGAAUAUGGAAGAAUAAGCUCCUGAGUGUUUUGGGUUGAGAAUAUGGAAGAAUGAACUCCAGAAUAGGGUGCAGCUCUAGAGUUUCUGAUGAACAGAAAGGAUUGUAGUGAAAAAUGGUUUUUGUAGGAUUGAACUUUUCUGGUUUGGAUGAUUAUCUGUAAAAAGGUGGGAGAUGAUGGGACUUCUACAUAUUCUAUGAAAUGGAGCACGUGCAAGUUCUGAUUGUCUUUGGAGGAUACCAAUCAAAUUGAAAAGGAAGUCAAACAACACAACUUUUUUUGUAAAAAAUUGCCAAGUUCUUCUAAAUUAUACACACACACACAAACCACCAAGGUUAGCAGAGCUAGUGGCAAAAGUCCACUUGCCCCCCCGGAUGGUACCACUGAGUUGAGCUUUUGAACCCCAACCCAUCCUCCCUUCCCUUUACUGUAGACCAUAUAUAUGCAUAUAGGAAAGCACAUUUAAGUAUUCAUUCCCCUCUCCUUGCAGAGUUAGUUAUAUAGACAGAUAACUAGGAACGGAGGGAGUAGUAUUCUUUGGUGGUUAACAAGUAGUAUGGAACAUUAAUCAUUGUAUUCUUUCACACUGCCUUCAUAAUUAGGAUUCCUGUGAUAUAAUGGUUGGAGUCUGGAUACUGAACUGAGGAUAUGCAAUACUUUUAUCUCAUUUUGUUAAUCUUUGUUCUUCAAUUUUAGCUCUUAGUUUCUCUUCUUUUGAGAUUUUUUUGUACGAAGGUUAGCUAGGUCUCUAUGUUCAUACGACUUUUUCUAAAGUUCAUAAAAGCUGUUGCUGCCUAUUAGAUUAAUCAUAUUUCAUGUUUGUUUCUUAAGUUGUUGCUCAAAUUUCAAAUUUGAAGUACUAUAAUAUCGUUAGCUAGUAGUUAAAUUGUAUUAACAGCAUGGUUUAUCCUUAUAUACUUGUUUUAUCAGUAAGGGUGGAUUUUUUGUUCAGUAGCUGUUGG
Messenger RNA from Rubroshorea leprosula, 1268 nucleotides. Lineage: Eukaryota; Viridiplantae; Streptophyta; Magnoliopsida; Malvales; Dipterocarpaceae. The record is from the annotation of a GenBank genome assembly.